UUAAACCUCAGAUUGCUCCAAAUUCAUUCAAACUCCACAGUAAUCAUACCCCUUCUAAACUCUCCCAAUAUCCCAAUCUCCCUACCCCUCAACCCCUUCCUCCCCACCCUUACCCCACUGGCUUCUCCCAAUCCUCCUAAAAAUCCAAUUUCCCGGUCCAUUCCUAUCAAAACCUAUCUUUGAACAUGAAAAUAGCAAGAAGAAGGGCUAAAUUCCAGUGCGGUGGAGAAGUCUGUAGAGGAGGUAGAACAGAUGGACUUUAAACGAGGAUUUAUGAAGAAAUGGGAUUUUCUGGUAGAAGGAAGUUUAGUGAGGAAUUAGUGGUGUGGAUGUGUGUAGUGUUGGAUUUGGGUGAGAUGGUGGGGAAUAUGUGUAGGAGUAUGGGGUUUGGAUUAAAUAGGAAAUUAAAUGGUUUUAGGAUAAAUUGGGUGAAAAAUCUGCGAGCAAGUUUUUUGAAAAUUUUGAAGAUAAAAAAUUAGUUUAGUUCUGUUUGUGGUUUGAAAAUAGUUUUA
Moneuplotes crassus is the source of this 512-nucleotide messenger RNA. The record is from the annotation of a GenBank genome assembly. Lineage: Eukaryota; Ciliophora; Spirotrichea; Euplotida; Euplotidae.